AUGCUUCGCCAAUUCAGUGCUGGCCUGCCAAAGGCUCGGGCCUCGUGCUCGAAAGUCUUGGGUCAGGCUUCCAAGUUCUCGAUGGCGCGGAGAUCUAUGGCUACUGUCAAGGUGAAGGGUAUUGAAAAGGACCCUACAGAGCUUGACAAGGUCACGACACUUCCCAAUGGUCUACGAGUUGCGUCAGAAGCCCUCCCCGGAUCAUUCGCUGGUGUGGGUGUUUAUAUCGAGGGCGGUUCACGAUUCGAAAACGAUUCUCUCCGCGGUGUAUCCCAUAUUAUGGACCGACUCGCUUUCAAGUCCACAUCGAAGCGCUCCGCAGACGAUAUGCUCGAACAGGUCGAAGCCUUGGGCGGAAACAUCCAGUGUGCUUCAUCGCGAGAGAGCAUGAUGUACCAAGCCGCCACCUUCAACAAUGCCGUCCCCCAAACCAUUGAGCUCCUCGCCGAGACGAUCCGCGACCCCCAGAUUACCGACUUGGAAGUUGCCGAGCAGAUCGAGACUGCGCGAUAUGAGAUUCGCGAGAUCUGGAGCAAGCCUGAACUUAUCCUGCCCGAGCUGGUGCACACUGCUGCGUUCAAGGAUAACACUCUCGGAAACCCACUGCUGUGCCCGGAAGAAAGGUUGGGCUCUAUCGACAAAAAUACUGUUAUGGCGUACCGCGACCUGUUCUACCGACCUGAGAGAAUGGUCGUGGCAUAUGCUGGUGUUGAGCACAGCGAAGCUGUCAGACUGACAGAGAAGUUCUUUGGCGAUAUGCAAAAGGGCGCACAGCAGGUCACAGAGGCAACUGGUUCCGAGACCAGCGAGAGUGAACUCUCAGAUAGCGAAGCUAGCGCAUCAUCAGCCUCUUCAUCGCCACAGCAAUCCUCUGGACUCCUUUCACGAUUUUUCAAGAACACACCUUCCGCUCCUCAGAACCUCAACAACCUCCCCUCCCAAGCCGAUAUUAUCCGCCCCUCCAAAUACACAGGCGGUUUCUCCUGGCUUCCCGCUCAACCACCUAACCUGAGCGGUCUUCCUACAUUCACACAUAUCCACCUCGCCUUCGAAGGUCUCCCUGUCUCUUCAGACGAUAUCUACGCCCUUGCCACACUCCAGACUCUCCUUGGUGGCGGCGGUUCUUUCUCUGCCGGUGGACCCGGUAAGGGCAUGUACUCUCGCCUGUACACCAAUGUCCUGAACCAGCACGGCUGGGUCGAGUCAUGCAUGGCCUUCAACCACUCCUACACUGACUCUGGGCUUUUCGGCAUCUCAGCAAGCUGCUUGCCUGGACGAACAGCUGCCAUGCUCGACGUUAUGUGCCAGGAACUCCGUGCCCUUACCCUGACAACAGGCUUCUCACGUUUACAAGAGACCGAGGUUGCACGCGCGAAGAACCAGUUGCGAUCUAGCCUCCUUAUGAACCUUGAGAGUCGCAUGGUUGAGCUCGAAGACCUCGGCCGCUCAAUCCAGGUCCACGGCCGCAAGAUUCCCGUCAAGGAUAUGUGCCGCCGUAUCGAGAACCUGACAGUAGCUGACCUCCGCCGUGUGGCCACUAUGAUUGUUGGCGGCCAUGUGAAAAACCCCGGUGGCGGCAGCGGUGCUCCUACCGUGGUGUUGCAGGAGGCCCAGGCAUAUGGUGUUAGCAGCCACACGAUGAGCUGGGACCAGAUCCAAGAUCGCAUUGACAGCUGGAAGCUUGGCAGCUUGUCAUAG
Molecule: messenger RNA, 1698 nt
Organism: Fusarium pseudograminearum CS3096
Lineage: Eukaryota; Fungi; Ascomycota; Sordariomycetes; Hypocreales; Nectriaceae
Exons: 2
Coding region: 1-1698 (565 amino acids)
Cellular component (GO): mitochondrion
Molecular function (GO): metalloendopeptidase activity; metal ion binding
Source: RefSeq, a predicted model, not a curated record